Molecule: messenger RNA, 915 nt
Organism: Penicillium pulvis
Lineage: Eukaryota; Fungi; Ascomycota; Eurotiomycetes; Eurotiales; Aspergillaceae
Product: RTA1 domain-containing protein
Exons: 2
Coding region: 1-915 (304 amino acids)
Cellular component (GO): membrane
Source: RefSeq, a predicted model, not a curated record
AUGGAUAUCGUCUUCCACGCCGGCGUAAACGGCUCAAGCCCCUACGUCGACUUCUACCCAUACGCACCAUCAGAGACAGCCGGAUAUGCCUUUAUGGCCAUAUUCGGGAUCUCGACUAUCGUUCACAUAAUUUUGACUAUUCCCUUCCGCGCUGCAUACUUUAUUCCCCUGGUCUUGGGCGGUUUAUGUGAGACAUUCGGCUAUUACGGACGAGCAUGGGCGCACGGAGACAGAACAGAUAUUGGCGCAUGGGCAUUACAAGAAAUGCUCAUUCUCUGUGCCCCACCACUCGUAUCAGCCACAGUCUACAUGGUCCUCGGUCGUAUAAUCCUAUCCUUCAACGCAGAACACCUAUCCAGCAUCCGGCCCAAACGCCUCACACUCAUCUUUGUCUUGAACGACGUCCUCUGUUUUUGUACACAGCUCGGUGGAGCAGGUGUACAAGUAACGGGUGAUGCGGAAAUCAUGGAUAUAGGCAAGAAAGUCGUAUUAGCGGGUCUAAUCUUCUCACUUGUCGUCUUCGGUUUUUUUGUGCUGGUUGCUGCCAAGUUCCAUCGGAGACUUUUGAGAAACCCGCCGCCAUUUUUGUUGGUGAAUAAUGAUCUUAAUUGGACGAGGUACAUGUGGGCAAUGUAUGUUGUCUGUGCUGCUAUUAUGAUUCGGAAUCUGGUUCGGACUAUUCAGUUCGGGGCGAGUUCGAAGGCAGCUGUUAAUACCAGUGAGGUGUAUAUUUAUGUAUUUGACGCGGCUAUGAUGUUUGUUUCGCUGCUUGUUUUGGCUGUUUACCAUCCUGGUUUGCUUAUCAAGAAGGCGAGGAGGCUUGUGAAGACGGAUUUUGAGAGGCUAAAUUCACCGGACAUGAUGGCUGAAAAUGUGCCUUUGACUGAGUACAAGCCUGCUUCGAUGACGAGAUGA